This is a messenger RNA of Penicillium soppii, 2115 nucleotides long. Its product is annotated as fungal specific transcription factor domain-containing protein. Gene Ontology annotation, biological process: positive regulation of transcription by RNA polymerase II; DNA-templated transcription. The record is from RefSeq and is a predicted model, not a curated record. NCBI's taxonomy places the organism in Eukaryota, Fungi, Ascomycota, Eurotiomycetes, Eurotiales, Aspergillaceae. Bases 1 to 2115 code for a protein of 704 amino acids. The transcript has 3 exons. Gene Ontology annotation, cellular component: nucleus. Gene Ontology annotation, molecular function: sequence-specific DNA binding; zinc ion binding.
AUGCCGACAAAGCGGCUUCGACUCACAGUUUUCAUAGCUGCCAUCGGUGUCAUGCACAAAAAAUCAAAUGUUCCGGGGAAAAGCCAUGUUCGAAAUGUCGGGCUGCAGGCUAUGAAGGCCAGUGCAUUUAUGCAACUCGGGAUCGCAAGAUACGAGUGGAUGAAAGAGCAGCUCUUGAAAGACAGCGAAGAACUUCAUGAUCGACGAACUCGUCUGAAGCAGGAGUCUCACAUGACCCGACAGGAUCAUAGCACUGACUUCCAACAAGUCUCCAAUAACAUUACUGCUGAAAAUGAUGAAUCCAGGAUACAGGGUAACCUCCUCGGAGAUAGACCGUGGUUCCAGUUACAUGACGCCUCUGUGCUUCCUCUCUAUAUCAGUGAGGCAACUUGCACUGCUUUCGCUACUCGUCUCUGUCAAUGUCUGAAAAAGACCAACACCCCCACACUUUACCUCCCAAAAACGCGAUAUACUGAUGAAUCAACGCUAUCAUCUUUGCUGAAUAGCGAUGUUCAAUGGCCCAGCUUUGUGAGCGCUCAACUUCUAGUAAAGACUGCACUUGGGCACAUUGUUCCAUGUUUCCAUUUAGCGAUGAAAAAGGACACAUUGGACAUGCUGCAGUGCGUUUACCAAAGAGGGGAUUUUGAUAAUCCAAGUAUCAAAUGCAAGUAUUUUGCCCUUUUUGCCAUCGCCCAGGUUUAUUCGACUCCUCAUGAUACCUCCAACGCGUCGAAUGUACCGGGCUCGGCAUAUUUUGCCCGAGCGUUGAAUCUCAUCCAAAUCAUCCCCGAGAGGCCGAGCAUGAUUCACAUAGAAAGUUUGCUAUUGAUUGCAUAUUACUGUCAAUUUUUGAAUCGUUUCCACUCUGCGUACCUCUUCAUAGGAAACGCAUUGCGUCUCGGGCUUAGCAUAGGCUUGAACUACAAUGUUCCGCAAACUCAAACUCUACACCCAAUAGCACGAGAACACCGGAUUCGAAUAUGGUGGACAAUUUAUGUACUUGAGCGCUUCUGGGGCUCAAAAUCAGGAUUUCCCGUGCAAAUUCACGAUGAGGAUGUCCAUGUUGACCAGCCCUCGCUUGUUGUAUCAGAGACCUAUCCUGACCAAUUCUUGGACGGUGCAUACCAGAUUGCAGCCAUUGAACUUGCCAAAAUUACUGGAGACACGACAGGAGAGAUCUAUUGUCGAAAGAUUUCCGCUGAGAGCUUUCUACACCGUGAGCAAAGACUUUUGACUCAACUUAAACAAUGGGUUCAAUCUCUUCCUGAGCAUCUGAGGCUCAGCCCAGAUAAGCCAAACUCCAAACAUACGAUCCAAAUGCAUCUUCAGUUCAACUUUGUAAGAGCAUGUGCUACUUGGUUUGAGAAUCGUUUACUGACUUCGCAGUGUGUCAUCUUGGCGAUCAGACCAGUCCUCCUCCAUGUUCUUACUUUGGAGAUCAAAGACCAACUCAAGGGGUCUACGGGCACUAUUUCUCCCAUCCUGGCCACCCUGAGCGAGGCCUGCAUCCACGCGGCCAGACACUCUCUAGCAUUGUGUGUGAACGAAUGGACCGGCGGUUCCCUAGCGAUUUUCGGCUACUCUUUCCCUGCGUAUAUUUUCUCUGCUGCAUUGGUCUUAGUAAUUUCUAGUCUUUUGUCGCUCGGAGAUCCAAGCGACUUGACCUCAGCCGAGACCGCCACGGAAAUCCUGAAAAGCCUCAGCCUAUCUGAUCAUCUGGCAUCGAGAGAUUUGUAUGAGCGCAUGCAGCGGGUGCGCCAGUGUUUGCAAAGCAAUCCAAUUCACUCUACGUCUGCUCCUGCUCACGGUGCUGCCGUCAACUCUACUAAUGUACCGCCAUUGACCGAAGAUCCGGUCUUGGGGGCAUUGCCAUCUAGUCGGUUCUCCGGCAAUGUCCAAUAUCUCGUGGGUCCUCCGGAUGAUUUGAGUCAUCUGCUUGAUUCGAAUGUUCCAUAUCUCACUACCGAGAUGGCUCUUCAUCAACCUACUAUGUUAGACUUCCUGGCUCAGUCUCAUGUGGACUUUGGACUACUCGACUCUGUGGAGAUGUUCAAUGAUUUUGAUUUGGCUUUUUCCAUGUCUACCGACUCGCCAUAUGAGUCAAGUAAUUAUUAA